AUGUCUAUCGGUUACUUGUCAGAGUCUUGGACUGCCACAGCUCCUUCGCCUCAUCCACCUAGAAAACUCGAUCUUGAGGUACGCCAUUUACUUGAAGACGUCCGCGAGCUUUCCUCAAUACCAUUGAAACUCUGUUUGGAGGAGUGGGAUAAGUUGACAUCGCUUUUGCUCGAAGGACUCACACACUCGGAAGAGCUUUCAAUAAAAAAGUGCAGUUCCAUUAAAACAUUGGGCCUUUCAAGAUUUAUUCAUCUGAAACGAUUACGCAUUGAGCAUUGCGAUAGCCUAGUUGAAAUUAAGGGCUGUGAUAAUUUGGAGUCCUUGGAGGUCAUAUUUUUAUAUUUUUGCAAGUGUUUGAAGAAAUUCAAGGCUUCUGGGUGCGGCAAUCUAAUUGAAAUUCAAGGUCUUGAUGGUGCAAAGUCCUUAGAAGAGUUGGAUUUUACAGGAUGCAAAUCAAUGGAGACUUUGCCAGAUUUGACGGGAUGUGAGAAGUUACGAUCUCUAAGAGUUCAAGAUUGCAAGAAACUUGCUCACCUUCGGGGACUUGAAAUGUUGAAUUUAACUUAUUUGGAUAUUUCUGGUUGUGACUCAUUGGAAGCAAUACCUAACUUAUUUUUAUAUGAAUGCAAGUGUUUGAAGAAAUUCAAGGCUUCUGGGUGCGGCAAUCUAGUUGAAAUUCAAGGUCUUGAUGGUGCGAAGUUCUUAGAAGAGUUGGAUUUUACAGGAUGCAAAUCAAUGGAGACUUUGCCAGAUUUGACAGGAUUUGAGAAGCUACGAUCUCUAAUGGUUCGAGACUGCAAGAAACUUACUCAGCUUCGGGGAUUUGAAAUGUUGAAUUUAACUUAUUUGGAUAUUUCUGGUUGUGACUCAUUGGAAGCAAUACCUAAAUUAUUUUUAUAUGAAUGCAAGCGUUUGAAGACAUUCAAGGCUUCUGGGUGCGGCAAUCUAGUUGAAAUUCAAGGUCUUGACGGUGCGAAGUUCUUAGAAAUGUUGGAUCUUACAGGAUGCAAAUCAAUGGAGACUUUGCCGGAUUUGACGGGAUGUGAGAAGUUACGAUCUCUAAUAGUUCAAGAUUGA
Eucalyptus grandis is the source of this 1077-nucleotide messenger RNA. Its product is annotated as putative adenylate cyclase regulatory protein. The record is from RefSeq and is a predicted model, not a curated record. Lineage: Eukaryota; Viridiplantae; Streptophyta; Magnoliopsida; Myrtales; Myrtaceae. The transcript has a single exon. Bases 1 to 1077 code for a protein of 358 amino acids.